GGCACUCAUCUUUAAAAUUGUGACAGGGUGCGUCAAGAUUUAGUCAACAUCAAGAAAUUGGAGAAAUCAAAAAAGAAUCAGCUGUCAUAUGGGAUCUGCGAUGUGUAAUAAAAUUGUAAAAAAAUCCACUGCAGAGAAAUGUCUCUUUCACCUUGGUUAAAAUCACCAUUUACCGACCUUACUGGAGCCCUAGUAAGCCACCAAUGGUAUGGGGAAUGUGCUGAUAUGGAAUUGAGGGCUCUUGAUUGCUUGGAGGCUUAUGGACUAGACAGAGGACUCAAAAAGUGUAAGCCAAUACUGGAAGAUUUCAAGGAAUGUGCUCUGAAAAUCAAACAAUUCAAAAGAAUGUCUGCUAUGAGAACUGAAAGACAUCGCCAAUAUUAUACUGGAGAAAGAGAAGAACACUGGGCCAAACCACCUGCAAAUGACAGCUAUUGAUUGUUUUUUCUGUAGAUAAUUAUUCAUAAGUAGGUACUCAAUAAUUAAAGGUUGGUGAAAUUUCAUACCUAUAAUAAUCUUGCCUUUAAUGCAUUCAAUAUAGUCCCAGAUAUUGAAGAAUCCCUCAAUAUUUGACCUAGG
Phaedon cochleariae (mustard beetle) is the source of this 579-nucleotide messenger RNA. Lineage: Eukaryota; Metazoa; Arthropoda; Insecta; Coleoptera; Chrysomelidae. The record is from the annotation of a GenBank genome assembly.